UCUGUUUUGGCUUCUGUGUUGACUUGUUUUGUAAUAUUAGUUUUUAUUAUUGCAAAAAAUAAAUAAUACAAAAUAAUAAUAAUUAUUGAUGCUGCAGUGCAUGAUGGGAGUGUUUGCUAUGGUGUUACCCAGUAUGCAGUAUGAAGCAUUUUCUUGAUUGAAAUUCACAUGCUGCUUCUUAAUGUCUAUAUGGUGCAGAUAUGCACAUGUCUUUAAAAGAAUUUACUAUGUUUUGGAUUUAAUAUUCCAUCGUCCUGCAGUCGAAUCAGAGAUCUACACAUUUCCACAUCCUAAAUAUGUUAAAGACUUGUUAGCAGACACAGUUCAUCACAGAAGCAACUACUCAAAGUCAAGCUGAAGUAAACCCUGACCUGAUGAUGGCGGCAUCGAACAUUUAAUCCUCUGAUAAAACAUCAAUAAAAGCUUCUGUAGUGUAGCAUCUGACACAAAUAACUGCUGAGUAAUGAGUGAAGCUGGAUUUUAUCUAAGGCCGUGGCUUCAGUGAUUGUUAACAGCAGGUGUUCAUCACUAAUACACAUCAACAUGUACUUAAUCACUUCAUUAUCUUCAGUUCUGGAUCAGUGCUACUUUAACACUAUUUUGAGGCGGUUUAUUUAACAGUAUGCAUGUGCAGGUCUGCUGUUUUAAUUAUUAGUAAUUGUGUUAGUUAGCUUGUUUUGCUCAGUAUUUAAAUGAGUGUUGACGAUAAACAGUUCGUGUGGAUGACACACGGGUUUCAGCACCGCGGACAGCGCUCCACGCACAGUCUUCUGACUGACUGACUCUGAAUGCUGCUGGGCUACACAACAUUUUAUUGGUUGCCAGUCAUGACAGGUUCGAUUUGGAAACCUCCUUCGCACGAUUUGCGCAGACCAGGAAGACCGCUUUAAAACAGGAGAGCUUAGUUUGUUUGAUCUCUACGACACACACCUUAUUCGCCAAGAAAGGACUCGAAGACACGAACGCGACAGACUAUGCGCCUAAAACGACACCUCAGCGUUUGGUAAAUAGACAGAGCGCUAAUAGCGAUGCACUGAGUCGUGCAACCUGUUAGAGCCGCUCUGAAGAUGAAGAUGAAGAAGCAGAACGUGCGCACGCUGUCGCUCAUCCUCUGCAUGUUCUCUUAUCUGCUGGUGGGCGCCGCGGUCUUCGACGCGCUGGAGUCUGAGACGGAGAGCGCUCGGAAGCGCAUGCUGGAGCAGAGGCGCAGCGACAUGAAGAGAAAGUACCGCUUCAGCGAGGACGACUACCGAGAGAUCGAGCGAGUGGUGCUGCAGGCGGAGCCCCACCGCGCCGGCAGACAGUGGAAAUUCGCCGGAUCCUUCUACUUUGCGAUUACUGUCAUCACCACAAUAGGUUAUGGACAUGCGGCCCCCGGCACAGAUGCAGGGAAGGUCUUCUGCAUGUUCUAUGCGGUUCUGGGCAUCCCACUCACACUGGUGAUGUUCCAGAGUCUGGGUGAGAGGAUGAACACCUUCGUCCGCUACCUCCUCAGCCGCAUCAAAAAGUGCCUCGGGCUGCACCGCACCGAGAUUUCCAUGGAAAACAUGGUACUGGUGGGGUUCCUGUCCUGCCUGGGAACGCUGUGCGUGGGGGCUGCUGCUUUCUCACACUUCGAGGGCUGGACCUUCUUCCACGCCUACUACUACUGCUUCAUUACCCUCACCACCAUCGGCUUUGGCGACUUCGUGGCCCUUCAGAAGAAGGAGGACCUCCAGGAGAAGACUCCUUAUGUGGUCUUCAGCUUCAUGUACAUCCUGGUGGGGCUGACGGUGAUCGGAGCUUUCCUCAACUUGGUGGUGCUGAGGUUCCUCACGAUGAACAGCGAGGACGAGAAGCGGGACGCACAGGAGAGGGCCUCGCUGAAGAGGGGCCGUAACCUGACUGCCAUGAGCCUGGGGCAGGAGAAUCACUGCCACAGCAACCUGUUCUUGCCCAUGGAGGAGGGCAGCAGCUGCACCAACCUCAUCCUGUCUCCAGCAGAGGAGCGCGGCAUCUACUCGCCUCUGCCCCUGGCCCUAAAUGCCAGCCAGUCCCAGUCCCAGCUGAGCCUGCUCUGCAGCUGUGUCUGCUAUCACCUGGGCCUCUGCCACAGCUCGGCCCCAGCCCCGGCACCAGACAAGUGCCCCGAGUGCAACAUCAACUCAGUUUACUGCAACUCCAUUUCCUACAGGAUUCAAGGCGCUUCCUCCACCAGGAACCAUACAGUUGUGUCCUCUCCAGGCAGUACGCUUUCCCCUGGCCUCAGCCUCAGAGAUCUGCCACGCUUCAGGAGGAAGUCACUGUAAGGGGAAGGAACUUUUAAGUGUCUGCUUUAGAGAGCGAGAAUGCAGUAGCACAAGUUAGGAAAGGUCAUUUCUAAACACUAAAGAUAAAUGAGCAUGCAUUUAGGACUUGCUAUUAUAUUCAGGGCUGGAGAGUAACAGAGCACAUGGAACUUAACAUACAAAAUAUGAGUGACUGUGUUUCAUUACAGUUGAAGAAGUAUUUUAGAUAACUAACGUGAUUGAUUACUUUGAGUUGUAAUGUAAUGUAUGUCAUUUAAACAUUAAUGUAAACCAUAUAAGGGAAUGAAUGGAAACAACAACUGGUCAUUCUCUGAAUUUAACGCUUUGCAAGCGCAUUCUAAGCUACGUCUUUUCACACCCUUUGCAGGGAUCAUAUAAACUGCAUGUUAUUUUUACUUCUUCCUGUCCUGAAUAAGUUCUUUCACACAGCUGAUAUUUACAUCCUGUCCACCAUUCAGAACUAGAUUUCUAGAAACUGUGGGACUAUUGUCAUGUUUCCAGUCCCGUGUUCUUCAGAAACAUCCUCCAGCUCCUCACUUUCUCAGGUUUUCCAGCAUCUCGUGCUGAUCAACAAUAACUAGAAUCCAUGGUUUCACUCACAGUUAUUAUAAAAGUCAAUACAUUCACUGAUUCUCAAGAGAGAAACGGUGCUUUAAGAGCCGGGAUGUAAGCUUUUGUUACUGCCCUUUGAAAUGUAAUUCCCAGAAAGAAAACUAAAAAGUACAAUUUAAUGUAUCUUGCUGCCUUUUUUAAAGAUUGUCUGCACUUUUUCCAUUGUAAGAAAUAUCGUGGUAAAUUUGUUUUUGUUUAAAAUCAUAUGCAGAGGAAAACCUACUUUUGCAGAUGUCAUUUUAAUUACCCUUAUUUUGUAAUCUACAGUAAAAAACAUUUGAAAUAGAACCCUGACUACAAUGUCCAUGGAGAUGCCUAUGGUAAAUCAACAUAUCAUUCAAACCCCUUUUACAACACGUACAGAAAGAAAGAUGCUUCAGUCAUGUGAGCUGUACUGAACUAGGACCUGCACGAUACGAGAGACGGAUCUUCCCAUCAUUGUGCCUUUGGAGACCUCACUCACUUCACUCAUCAAAUACAUUUAAAACUUCUGUGCUCAGAAGCGGAAGUCAGUCAUAUCGUACACAAUUGAUUUCAGUGUUCAAGUACGUGCAUGUUUGGGUUGUUUUGCAAUGCUUGCACAAUGUGUAACAAUUACUGCCUUUGUCUAUGCUCAUUAAGUUACUGUGUUUUUAUUAUUGUUAAUGUUCUUCAGUAGUUUAGCAUGUAACCAGAACAGGAAAAGUAUGACCAAUUCAGCACAGAAAUCAAACUGAACCUGGUCUACAGAAGUCUAAAAUGAAAUUUCUUAUGGAAAUAAUUUUGACAGUGAGUGUACAAUUAAAAACCCUCAGCAAGAUCAACAGUAUGUUUUCAAUUAUCUGACUGUGUGAUGUUUAAAGAGAGCCAUUUACUGUAAAUGAAUUGUCCAUUAACUUGCGAAAUAAACAGUUGACCACUU
Messenger RNA from Puntigrus tetrazona (Sumatra barb), 3801 nucleotides. It is a transcript of the gene kcnk15, whose product is annotated as potassium channel, subfamily K, member 15. The transcript is spliced from 2 exons. Lineage: Eukaryota; Metazoa; Chordata; Actinopteri; Cypriniformes; Cyprinidae. The coding region runs from base 1068 to 2288 and encodes 406 amino acids. Gene Ontology annotation, molecular function: potassium ion leak channel activity. Gene Ontology annotation, cellular component: membrane. The record is from RefSeq and is a predicted model, not a curated record. Gene Ontology annotation, biological process: stabilization of membrane potential; potassium ion transmembrane transport.